Molecule: messenger RNA, 3723 nt
Organism: Aedes albopictus (Asian tiger mosquito)
Lineage: Eukaryota; Metazoa; Arthropoda; Insecta; Diptera; Culicidae
Exons: 2
Coding region: 1-3723 (1240 amino acids)
Biological process (GO): DNA integration
Molecular function (GO): zinc ion binding; nucleic acid binding
Source: RefSeq, a predicted model, not a curated record
AUGAAUUUUGUCAAGCCUCCGGAGUUCAAUAUUGGAGAUUCUUGGCCGUUAUACGAGGAGCGUUUGAAGAGAUUUUUCGUGGCCUAUCAAAUCGAUGAUAAGGAUGACAAGAGGAAAUCUGCUUUUCUGCUGACGGCUGCGUCGAUGGAAGUUUUCCAAAUUAUCAAGAAUUUGUCGUUCCCGGCGUUACCCGAAGAAAAGAAGUUUUCGGAACUGUGCGAUUUGUUGAAGCAGCGAUUUACCCCGACGCUGGUCGUUUUCCGGGAGCGAGCGAAGUUUUUCGAGGCAAGGCAAGGUGAAGGCGAAUCGAUUGUAGAAUGGAGUACUCGUUUGAAGAAGUUAGCGGCCAACUGUGAGUUCGGCGACCAAUUAAAUCCGUUUUUGCUGAACAUUUUUGUGGCCGGCAUGCGAAGAGGACCGAUUUUCGAACGCCUCUGUGAAGAGGAGGCAACCUCAACUUUGGAGAACCUCGUGAAGAUUGCUAUGAAGAGAGAAUCUACUAUGCAGCAGCGGGAAGUUUUAGAGGUUCACAAGAUUCAACCGAAGGAGCAGCAAAAGCAUCGGAAGAGUGAAGCCAAAUGCUACGCGUGUGGCAAGGGAGACCACGAUUUCAAGAAAUGCCAGUACAAAAGUUACAUCUGUCGGAAUUGUGACAACAAGGGCCAUUUGGCGAAGGUUUGCCCAUCGAAGGACAAGAAGCCAUCAAAUGAGAAACGCGGUCCGAAGGUCAACCAUUUGAGAAUUAACAAGCUCGAUGUUCCCCCGCCGGUAGAGAUGCAAGUUUUUGUGAAUCACCACCCGAUCAAUUUUGAAGUCGACACCGGAAGCCCUGUCAACGCUAUUUCCAAGAGCAUGUACGACCGGCUGUUUCAAGAGAUCCCGUUGAACACCAGAUCUACUGAAGAAUUUGUGUGCUACAAUGGUUCUGGAUUCCGUGAUGUUGGAACCUUCAAAGCGAUGAUGAAGUACAAGGAACAUGAGUCACUGGAGGAAAUUUUUGUCUUCGAAGGAACCCGGCAGCCGCUGUUCGGACGUCAAACGAUGAGGAAUUGGAACUUGAAGAUUGAUUUUUGCUUCAUUUCAACGGAUGAACAGGAUGGUAAGCAGUUAUUGGAUCCACUCCUAAGGAAGCAUGCAGCAGUAUUUGAAGGUGAGUUAGGCCGUUUCAAACACAACCAGAUUCAUUUGGCUCUGAAGGAGGACGCUGUACCAAAAUUCUGCAAACCAAGGAAAAUCCCGUUGGCAUUCAAAGAGAAAGUUGAAGCGGAACUGGACAGAUUGGAGAGUUCAGGAAUAAUUUCGAAGGCCCCUUCUUCUGAAGCUGAAUGGGGUACACCGUUAGUUCCAGUCCUGAAGAAAGAUUCUUCGUUACGUUUGUGCGCUGAUUACCGUGUCACCGUAAAUCCGUUCCUGUUGGACGAUCAUCACCCGUUUCCUGUUAUCGAGGACAUUUUUGCGGCGCUCCAGGGAGGAAAAUAUUUUGCCAAGUUAGAUUUGAAGAAUGCAUACUAUCAGCUCGAAGUUGAUGACGAGACGAAGAAGAUUCUGGCAUGGAGCACUCAUCGUGGAGUAUAUUGGAUGAACCGUCUUCCGUUUGGCACGAAACCAGCCUGUGCAAUAUUUCAAGGUACGUUGGAGCGAGUUCUUCAAGGUUGCCGUGGUACUGUUAUCUAUCUAGAUGACGUGUUGAUUUCCGGGGCGACAGUACGGGAACUCCUGGAGAAUCUGGAUGAAGUUUUGAGCCGUCUGAAGGAAGCCGGAUUUCUGUUGAACAAAAACAAAUGUGAAUUCUUCAAGCAGACGGUAGCGUACCUCGGACAUGUAAUUGAUGAAGAUGGACUACACAAAGAUCCGGAAAAGGUGAGAGCAAUUUUGGACGUGAAACCACCAGCCGAUGUCAAGGAUGUUCGAGCGUUUGUUGGAUUGGCUAAUUACUACGCGAAAUUUUGUCCAAGCUUGGCGCAGUGUUUGAAGCCCUUGUAUGAAUUGUUGAAGGACGGUGUAGAAUUUUCCUGGACCAACAAGCAACAAAAGGCGUUUGAAAAAGCGAAGAAGCUUCUUUCCGAAGACACCGUAUUAUCCCACUACAAUCCCAGUCUUCCUGUUCGGCUGUAUUGCGAUGCGUCCAACGAAGGUAUUGGAGCUGUGAUAACUCACGUUUUCCCGGAUAAAUCAGAACGCCCGAUUUCAUUUGCGUCACGGAUUUUCAAGAAACACGAAGCUGGAUAUUCCGUAAUUGAUCGAGAAGCGUUAGCGAUCUACUAUGGCAUCAACAAAUUCAGUAACUACCUGUUUGGCCGACAUUUUGAGCUCAUGACCGACCACAAGCCAUUGACUGGUUUGUUCAACCCGAAGGGCAUUCCAGCCACUGCAGCAGGACGGUUACAACGAUGGGCUGCAUUCCUGGCAAACUGUGAUUAUGAGAUCCGUCACGUGAAAGGUCGAAAGCAAAUUGUGAUUGAAAGCCGAAGAGACAAGCUGAUCAGCCGUGUUGUCGAGUACGUCCAAUCCGGAUGGCCCAGAAUGAUACAGGAGGACGAAUUGAAGACAUUCUAUCAGAAGCGUGAUGAAUUGAGCGUGGAGGAAGGAGUUUUGCUCUGGGGUUAUCGUAUCGUGGUUCCCACCAAAUUGAGGAAGAUGUUGCUGGACGAACUUCACAAGGUACAUCUGGGAAUCGUGAAAAUGAAGAGUAUGGCACGAUCGUAUUUCUGGUGGCCAUGUUUGGAUUACGAUAUCGAGACCCUCGGAAAGAAGUGCGAGCUGUGUAUCCAGCAAAGACCCGAAAGAAGCGAUCCUGUCUCACCGUGGCGACUGACAUCUGCACCAGGAGACCGAGUACACGUGGACCAUUUUUCCUUCCGCGGAUCGGAUUUCUUCGUGAUGAUUGAUAGCUACAGCAAAUGGAUUGAAACUUUUCCUGUGCGCACUUUGACUUCAAAAGAAACAAUCGAGAAACUGUGUGAGUAUAUUUCAAGAUUUGGUUCAAUUUCAACUUUGGUGUCCGACAAUGGAACAGCGUUUACGUCGGAUGAAUUUCAAAACUUUUGUAAAUCAAGAGGAAUCAACCAUUUGCGAACGGCGCCAUACAGCCCAUGCUCGAACGGUGCUGCAGAGAAUGCUGUGAAAACAGUGAAGACUGCUUUGAAGAAGCUCAGUAAUGAUACAGCAUUCCAGAAGAAAUCAACGUCCAUCAUGAUCAGCUCUUUUCUGGAAAUGUACCGGGCUUCGAAACAUGCGACGACAGCGGAAAGUCCAUUCAAACUGAUGUUCGGCAGAGAAAUGAGGCUGAGGUUUGAUACCUUGAAGUUUGAUGCAACAAGACGACAGGACGACACAAUCCAGAAGGUAAAUAACAGAAAGAAACAAGAAACAUUUGCCGUUGGAGAAACUGUGUACGUGCGAGACUACAGAAACCCGAAAAAAGCAUCUUGGAUACGAGGAAAAAUUUUGAAAAAACUUGGAGCGGUACUCUUCGAAUGCUCAUCCGAGGAACUUGGUACUAUCAAGCGACGAUCUCAUCAAAUUUUGAAGUAUCCGUAUGAUGACUAUGAAGAAGAUAGGAGAAUCUCAAACGGUCACUGUAACGGGAAUAACAACGACGACGCCGACUCGGACGCAAGCUAUGUAUCUCUUGAAGACGAUGUGGAGGAUAAUCCGACCAAUCAACCGAAUGGAGCUUACGUUACGCGAUAUAACCGAGUUGUUCGACCACCACGGCGUUAG